AUGGAGUCCCCGGCUUUCGACGAUAUUGAGAAGGGCGCCGAUGCCCUGCGCACCGUUAAGGAUCUGGCCGCGGGCGCUGCUGGUGGAAUAGCUCAGGUUCUGCUGGGUCAACCUUUCGAUAUCGUCAAGGUGCGCCUGCAAACCACCACCCAAUACUCCAGCGCCGCGGAGUGCGCCAAGCAGAUCUUUAAGACCGAGGGCCCUGCUGCUUUCUACAAAGGAACUCUGACUCCUCUUAUUGGUAUCGGUGCCUGCGUGAGUGUCCAGUUCGGUGCUUUCCACGAGGCCCGCCGUCGCCUGGAGGCCUUGAACCAGAAGAAGUACGCCGAUGGUUCCCUCUCUUAUCUCCAAUACUACAUGGCCGGUUCGUUCGCCGGUGUGACCAACUCCGUCCUGUCCGGUCCCAUCGAGCACGUGCGUAUCCGUCUGCAGGCCCAGCCUCACGGUGCCGGUCGUUUGUACGAUGGCCCGAUCGACUGCAUUCGCAAACUCUCCUCGCACAAUGGCGCUAUGCGCGGUCUCUACCGCGGCCAGGCCGUCACCAUCCUGCGUGAGGCCCAGGCCUACGGUUCUUGGUUCAUGGCCUUCGAGUACAUGAUGAACCAGGAUGCCAAGCGCAACAACAUCAAACGUGAGGAUAUUUCCGCACUCAAGGUCGCCACCUACGGUGGUCUGGCUGGUGAGGCUCUCUGGUUGUCCAGCUACCCCUUCGAUGUGAUCAAGAGUAAGAUGCAGACCGAUGGAUUCGGCGCCACCCAGAAGUACAGCAGCAUGCGCGACUGCUUCGCUAAGACCUACGCUAUCGAGGGACUGGGUGGUUUCUGGAAGGGCAUUGCGCCCACCCUGCUGAGGGCUAUGCCUGUCUCUGCCGGAACUUUCGUUGUUGUCGAGCUCGCCAUGAAGGCCCUUGCAUAG
Molecule: messenger RNA, 915 nt
Organism: Penicillium waksmanii
Lineage: Eukaryota; Fungi; Ascomycota; Eurotiomycetes; Eurotiales; Aspergillaceae
Exons: 5
Coding region: 1-915 (304 amino acids)
Biological process (GO): mitochondrial L-ornithine transmembrane transport
Molecular function (GO): L-ornithine transmembrane transporter activity
Source: RefSeq, a predicted model, not a curated record